UAAAGCAUCAGAGAGGGGCAGAUUGAGAGAGUGCUGACCCAGAGUGACCAUGGCUUCCCUCGAGUUAAGCUGUGAAGUAUCCGAAGAGAACGUAGAACGCAAGGAGGCAUUUUGGGCCCAAUGGAAGGACCUGACAUUGUCCUCCCGGCCAGAGGAGGGUUGUUCUGUGCAUGAAGAAGACUCCGAGCGUCGGGAGACGUACCACCGGCAGGGGCAGUGCCGGGCGCUGGUGCAGUGCUCACCCCUGCAGGUGAUGCGGAUGGGUCUCCUCGGCCAUAGGUUGCAGGAGUACCAGCUGCCGUACGCACGGACGCUGCCUCUGCCCAUCUUCACGCCCUCGAAGGUGGGCUUCAAGGAAGACCGGGAGGCUACCCCUGUCCAACUUCGGGAACUCCUGGCUCUGGAAACCGCCCUGGGGGGGCAGUGCCUGGACCGGCGCGAGGUGGUUGAGAUCAAAAAGGAGCUGCCCCCCGUGGUGGCCGCCAGCCACCCCCAGUUCGGCAAACCGGGUGCCCCCCGCCGCUCCCUGUCCCGCUCCCUAUCCCAGGAAGCACAAAGAGGCUGAAGAGGGAUCUGGGGGUGAAAUUCCUGCUCCCCCGACUCCCGUGCCCACCCUGCUGUGGGCACUACCCGCCUAAGACUGGGGGGUGGGAAGGACUGGUCAUUAAAGCUUCGUAGUUAGCCCAAGUUGGGUUGGGGAAGUGAGAGCUGAAGAGCAGAAUGUGUGGGUCUUCUGAGCUCCCAGAGGGAGGAGGUGAUAGUGAAAAGAUGGGAGCUGGGGUACAUCGACAUCACCUGAACAGUGUGGGCAAGAGUUAGACGAGAGGGUAUUGGAUCCAGAGUAAAAAGGGGAGAGUGAAUGGGGGAUUGGGAAGCUCCCUGGAAAGAGACCAGAUGGAAGGGGGAUGUGAAAGUGGAGGGGGGAGCCCCAGUGGGAGGAGACAGGGUGGGGGGCGGUGUCGGGGUCCCGCCCAAGCAUCAUCUGUUAGUGCUACAAUAAAAGCAAAAGCUGGCUCUG
Molecule: messenger RNA, 1018 nt
Organism: Sarcophilus harrisii (Tasmanian devil)
Lineage: Eukaryota; Metazoa; Chordata; Mammalia; Dasyuromorphia; Dasyuridae
Gene: TCAP
Product: titin-cap
Exons: 2
Coding region: 50-565 (171 amino acids)
Biological process (GO): cardiac myofibril assembly; cardiac muscle tissue morphogenesis; skeletal muscle myosin thick filament assembly
Cellular component (GO): Z disc
Molecular function (GO): structural constituent of muscle; protein-macromolecule adaptor activity; titin Z domain binding
Source: RefSeq, a predicted model, not a curated record